This is a messenger RNA of Sinocyclocheilus anshuiensis, 4067 nucleotides long. It is a transcript of the gene shisa7b, whose product is annotated as shisa family member 7. The transcript is spliced from 5 exons. The coding region runs from base 338 to 2248 and encodes 636 amino acids. Gene Ontology annotation, biological process: regulation of AMPA receptor activity; regulation of short-term neuronal synaptic plasticity. NCBI's taxonomy places the organism in Eukaryota, Metazoa, Chordata, Actinopteri, Cypriniformes, Cyprinidae. Gene Ontology annotation, cellular component: AMPA glutamate receptor complex; postsynaptic membrane; dendritic spine membrane. The record is from RefSeq and is a predicted model, not a curated record.
GCUCUCACACAUUAAAGCAUAAAAUUGUAUAUAGAUUUACCUUAUUCUUUGAGGUUUAUAAUUUCCUCAGAAAUAUGUUUACACCCUAACUGAGUCUCAUACAUUUUUCUUUAACCCAAACUCCUGCACUUGGAUGCGCAUUUUGCAUAUUAAAUAAUUUGCAUACUAGUGUAUGCACACGUGAAAGAGAGAUUAACUUGUCUACAUGCCUUAUAUAUCGCCACACUGACUUGCAAUAUUUGAUAGACAUCAGCUUUUUGUAGGCCUCAGAAGUCUUUUGUACUAAGGCUUCACAUUUUUUUUUCAUCUUUGAUAAAAUAAAGCCCCUUGUAUCAAGAUGCCACCCGCUGCCAUCUUGCUUUUCUUCCUGUUUGGCCCUGUGGUCUCCACAGUGACUAUUACCUCGGAACGCUCCUCCGUGAAUGGGGGCCCGGUGCUGCUUCUGUUGCGAGGACGCAGCCGCAAGUUCCCUCAGCCCGAUGUGCGGGGCAAGGAGGCAGCUGCCAUGGCAGCAGAUCCAGAGGCAGCCGAGAUCCCUCCGAGACCACUGCCGCAGAUUAUGAUACCCCGCAACGUGACGGCCGAUGCCCUGAAGCCCCCACUGGGUGCCGCGCAGGUCGCCCCUCCUCCUCGGCGACUGGUGGACGUGGACGUGUGUCAGGGCUACUACGAUGUGAUGGGACAGUUUGACAACACUUUCAACUGCACCAAGGGCACCUACAUCUACUGCUGCGGCACCUGCCAUUAUCGCUUCUGCUGCGAGCACCAGCGCAACCGUCUAGACCAAGACUCCUGCACUAAUUACCGCUCACCCGACUGGGCCGUCACGGCGGGACCUAUCACCCAGCCUCCCAUCCGACACGACCCAGAUUUCGACCCGCUGCAGCAACAGAACAACAACACGGCUUACGUCAUUGGAGGAGUCAUCUCUUUUACCAUGGCUAUGGCCAUUGGGGUUAAAGUGGCCUUCCAUAAACUGUCUCGACGACCGAGGAACAGAGACAUCAACAUGCCUAGAGCGCUGGUGGACAUUCUGCGUCACCAGUCCAGUCCAGUCCAGCAAGGAGAGAGGAACAACAGCACGGUCCUCACAACCGCCACCUCCAGCGAGGGCACGCUGGGGCGGACGUCGAAAAGCUUCUAUGCUCCCAUCCUCCAGAGCAAAGACAACCGGACUGGGAAACACAGUUUUGGCCAGACUGGGUCCAGUCCUAAACACACAGCUACUAUCGAGAGAGUUCCACGCAUGAACAACACCCAGCUGGCCUCCACAGGAACACUGCUGUCCAGCAAGCACAAUAAUUCUGGCUUUCACCCUUCCUUCUCUCACUCCUUCCACAACCUUGCCCAGCUACCUCCAUCAUACGAGACCGUCAUGAAACCAGAGCUCAACCGCUACAGUUCCCUCAAGAGACUAGAGAAAAACUUGGAUGAAUAUUCCGGAUAUUACACCUCCAGGCGAAGGCCAGACAAUGCACCACCCAGCUUCCACUCCUCCCAGCACCACCUGCCCUGGGGUGGUGACUUCACACUGGGUGCCCGAGGUACCCUCCCGCUAAACACUUCCCACACGCGCAUCCACGUGCCCAGUUCCACUUCCACCCCCAACCCCUACCCAUUACCCCAGAUGCAGUACAACCCCACAUUCGACACGAUGAGUAAACCGCCUCGCCGGGUGAUGUCCCAAGAACAGCUUCUGGCGCUGGGGGAGGGGAACCCUCUUUCACGCCUCUCCAAGAACCAGCAGCAUCUGUAUUACAAACCCAUGACCACCAGCAAGAGCUCCAACACCCAGACUUUGCGCAAGUCUCACGAACGCCUCCUGGUGUCUCCGGACCGCCUGGAGGAGCGAAUGAUGGGUGAUUACGGCGGGAUGGUGCCCACCAUGUCCCGUCUCACCCACCACCAUAAAGCGCAAUCCCAGCAGAACGUGUGUGUGACGCCCUCGCUCGACCGCCAUCACAUGAUCAAAAUGAAUUCGCACCCUACCUCCGGCCGUGAGCAAGACCACACAGUCGCCACCAUGUCCUCCGGUCAUGGGGCCGGGAGUUUGGGAUGGGGGGAGGUCCACGGCUCCGGAGGAGGACCCGGAGCGAUGGCGCACAGCGCUCGACGGAUGGCCUUCGCCUCGAAACGCCAGAACACCAUUGAACAGCUGCAUUUCCUCCACGGGGGAGGUGGGGGAGGGGGCGUAGGGGGUGGAAGUCAGGCGCUGAGGACGGGGAGCAAGAACGAAGUAACCGUGUGAGCGCAAAAAGAAAGAUAGUAAGGAGAUGAUGGAUAGAUGAGGUGUGAUUGCGCAAACCGAAGGGUGGGAAGAUGAAGUGUAAAAAAGGCUGAAGACAGAAACAAAGAAUGGAAAGGAGGAAGGAAAUAAGAAAGGGGUCAGAAAUUAGGCCCAUAUGAAGGGAAUACACAAUGUAUUGCUAUUGAGAGAAAGAGGGAUGUAAAAACUAUAGCAUAAGUGAUUCUGUAGAUCCCUAAAUUGCCAAAUUCUCAAUAAAUAGAAAUGUGAAGAAGGGCCCAGGUCUCCUCUGACCUGUGAGUAGCAAAUAGUGUUUCCAUGGCACUAUUCAGACAUGAUCUGAGGAGAUACCAAAAGGAAAAGAUUAAUUAUUAGAAUAGGCAAUGUUUUCUCUAGUUAGUACAUUCCAGCUGAUGUAAAAAAUUGUUUUAGGCGUUAAUUUGUUUUUUCCUGAAUCCAAUGAUACAGUUGACCUUGCCUCCAAAUUUUUGGUUUCAUUCAACGCAAAGUCAUUCGCAAAGAGGUGUGUCACAUUCAUCAGUAAAAUAAGGGAACAAUGAGAUAUACUGGAUGAAACUGACAAGUGUCCAGUAGUACACUGAAUUACCUCACGGAAACAAUGAUUUGACCAGUCUCAAAUCUUAUCUGACUUGACUUGGCAAUGGAUUAUGACUUGGGGAGUACUGUGCACAUUAAGCAGUUUGCCAUCAAGUGAAGAAAAUACUGGUAAUUCAUCAGAGAGAAGAACUUGAGGGCUUGAAAAAUGUCACUCAUUUUGUGACCUGACACUUUAGUCUGCACUGAUAAUAUAAAUCCAAAUGCCAACAGCCAUAUUAGAGCUUAUUCAUAUGGAGUAUAAUGGAGGAAAACAGUCAUUGGGACACAGGUGUUAUACUGACGAUCAGAGAUUUUUAGCCUCCUAUACUGAGACUGCAUCAAAGCUGACAAGAAUACUUGUGGGUUUGAUUUUUUUUGCAUUGUGGAUAACAUUUUGGCUGUUUUAUGAUAUUAUCAAAUGGCUGUCAGAUUGAUGGGUAAAUCAGGUCUGGACUAAAAAUGCUCGAGCAGACAGACAUUUGGAAGUUUAAUUCAGCCAUUGAAAUCUGAUAGAAGUCAUGCCUCUUUCUUGCAUGUUUGACCAAUCAGAGAACAGCUUUGUAUGACGUCCUGGAGUCAUUACAGAUGUUCUGUUAUUUAUAAGCAUUAAGAGCAGAGAUUUAAUCAUGGGCAUGCAGUAAUGUCAAAUAAGACAGCAUACUCUUCAUACUUAAUUUGCAACUCGAGCUGUUGUAUUGAAGGGUGAAAGGGUAAAGAGUUUGGUUAUACAAUGGACAAUUUAUUCCAAGGGCUAUUCUGAAACUUCAUGUGUGUCUGUGCUUCCGUGUUCUGACGGCUUUUUAUCUUUUCCCUGUGACACGGCUGUGCGGAACAUAGGCUAUAUGCCAAUGAGUGUACAAAACAGAAAAACAGAACAAAAUCUGCAAAGCUACUUCAAACACUCUGUCACACUAGGAUGCAUUAUUAUCUAACCAAUGAGUUAGGAUUUAGGAUUAAAAGGUGUCUUGUUUAUCUAUAUUAUAUUCAAGAAAAAUAAAUGUCUUUUUUGUUAGCAAUUUCUGUGUUUUUCAGCUGUCUCCACAUCAAAUGGACACUGUUGUGGUGGAAUGUCUGAGAAUGACCUGGCUGAGCAAGAUUAUUGGGCCAUAAUAUAGUAUUUUAGAUCACUCUGCAAUGUUUAAGCUUUUAUUAACUUUAACUGAAUUUAAAUACGUCAAAAAAGGUUUAAAAAAAUCAAUUAAAUCCCGAAUGUUCAAAUAUGUAC